Molecule: messenger RNA, 573 nt
Organism: Sphaeroforma arctica JP610
Lineage: Eukaryota; Ichthyosporea; Ichthyophonida
Exons: 2
Coding region: 1-573 (190 amino acids)
Molecular function (GO): DNA binding
Source: RefSeq, a predicted model, not a curated record
AUGCCGCGCAUCGCUAUUGAUUGGGAUCCAGUUGAUAUGAUGGGGAAUCCUACGAAAUCAAAGGAUGUGAAUGACUUAUUGAAAACCAUUGAGAGGGCUGAGCUUAGGGCUGAGGGCAAGGAUGACGCUGCUAAACGUCCUAUAGAGUACGAUGAAUUUCGUCAAAUUCUUGCUAUCAAUUUAGAGAAAAGGAAUUAUCAUAAUGGUGGUCUGCAUGCUCUUUGGACUUUGACAUUUCCGCUUAUAUGUCGAGUGGAUGAUGUGACAAAUAUAAAAUUUGAGGAUUUGACGCUCAAUGACGACAAUCCGGAGCAGCUUAUUGUGACUUUAGUUCGCAAACGCAUGCUAGAGAGAACUAACACGCAUCAGUUGGAUUUGGGAUAUAUGUGCACUCUGAAUGGUACUGUGGGUUGGGAUGACAAGUUGAAACCAGAUGUGGCUAGGAGAGCGAUUGCUAAAAUUGUACGGCUAGACAAUUUUGUGGCUAAAGGCGAAGUCGACGAAAUCGGCACGCAUAGUCUCAGAAAGUGCUCGUGCACAUAUGCUCAGAGACGUGGACGCUUAAAAAAUUGA